Molecule: messenger RNA, 4519 nt
Organism: Pelodiscus sinensis (Chinese soft-shelled turtle)
Lineage: Eukaryota; Metazoa; Chordata; Testudines; Trionychidae
Source: RefSeq, a predicted model, not a curated record
GAAUCUCUCACAUCACCAGUAGUUGGGAUUUUGCCAGAGCUGGUAGUGGUAGCGGUGUCAUCUGGGUCCUCUUUGACCCAUCUGGUCAGGGUGAGCAUGAGAGAGGCCUGCAGUCCCAGGAGGUAGUCAUGAUGUUGAAGCUUGCUCCAGUAGUCAGGUUUUUUCCCCAACGUCCUCCUGUCUUUUGGGUCCUUAAGGAAGUGGUGUGUGGAAUAGCCCAUUCUGAGUAGUUGUGGGCCGGGUCUGGCAAGAGGGACAACAAGCUUGAUAGUGUUGAUUGGUGCCAAGGUUGCCAACUUGACCUGGUAGGAAAUCCUAAAGAGCAUUGCAACCUGCUGCACUUGAGUCAAUUUACAGUCCUGUCUAGCAAUUUGUCCAAAAUAGAAAAGAGCUGUCAAAAAUUGAGGCUCAGAAGUGGAGGUGGGGAGGAGGUGGGGAGGUCUUUUCAAAAUAAAAGAGAAAGGAAAAAAGAAAGCCUAAUGAAGAUUCUGAAUAAAGCUUGAUGCAGAGUCCACUAGGGAUCCACAGCAGCAGAGAGGAUGCAGAUAUUCCCCAGCAUGGACUGCUUCCUGCAGGUGGAUGGAGAGAGGGGGGAAGUCCUUAGCAGGCUACGUGAGGGCUUUUAACAGAAGCAGUGCCCCCAACUUGGAGACACCAGGAAAACACCAAGGAUCUUCCCACUUAAAUCACAGAGUGAGGAAUUUCAACAGUGUUUAGGUCUCUCACAAGCCAGGGCCUGAAGACUUGAAGAAUGGAGGGGAACGACUGCUAAAAAGUAUCAGUGCUCCUGCAGCAGUGGCCCAGCUUUCUGCUCACAAGGCAAAGCCUUGCACAGAGAUUCUCUGUUCCAGGAGGAGCUUACGCCGCAACCAACAGCAUUUGCUGGAGAGCCUGGGAUGCAAAGAUCCUGGAUUCAGCUCAGCGCUGUACCAAGCUGUUUGUUUUCAAGAGCUUCCUGAGCCCCUCUGCCAUUGCCAAGAAGGAACUAGUCACAAAGAGCAGGAAGCUAAGCUUCCUGGAACCUUGAAGUGAAGCCCACCCUAUCAUCCAUGGAAAUGCCAUCUGUCGUCUACACCGUGCACCUCUCAAAUACUGUAUUGAGCACUCCACACUACAAGGCCGGUCACUCCAUUUUUUAACACACAAAACCUACAUUAAACUCUGCCAUAAGGAAAAUUACAGUUGCUAAUUCUAGCACUCAAGUUAGGAAAUGCCAUGGAACCUUAAUUUGGAUCCCUUGUGUGUAUGCAUGCUCUAAUUACAGAAUCCUUCUGUUUUUCCCUCCCUGCACCUGUCUCAUUCAAGAUGGACUGUGUUCAGAGCCUUCCAGACACUUACAUAUAUGCUCAACUUUGCUACCAUGAGUGCUCCUGUUGGGAUAAUUGGGCCCAUAAAUUUGCCCUAAUUGUGUUGGCGGGAGUGGAGGAGUGCAUGAGUGAGGCAGAAAAAUGGACCAAACAAAAAGGCCUGAAGAGAUAGUUCAAGAACUGUGUGAUGGCUAACAAAUCAGUCAUCAAAUCCAAGUAGAAAUCAGUAAACCAAGUGUGCUGGAAAUUAGAUGGACGCAAUAGGAAGGGGAAAAGAAGUUAUAUUCCUGAACAAAUUUGAUUUCCUAAGCAGACCCUUUUCCCGCUCCUUGAAGUGCAGUUACUGCUCACUCUUGUGCAAUGUGGACAGGAGCGUGUUGGCUUGCUAAAGAAAGCAAGAUCACAGAGGCCUUGUUAAAGGAAAGGGAUAAACAAGCAAAAUGGAAUGGAAUUCCCCUGCUGUUGCAGAAACUGUAUGAGAACAGCCAUCCGAACAGCGACUUCUCUCAGUGCCAAGGCAUCCUCAAGGAAAUUUCUCCGCUCCUCUCAAUGGAAGCGAUGGCGUUUGUCACUGAAGAUAAUAGAAAAGCUGCUCAAGAAUCCACUUUCCCAAACACAUACACGUUUGAUUUGUUUGGAGGAGUAGAUCUUCUAGUGGAAAUUCUUAUGAGACCAACUCUGAUUACACAGAAAAAGAAACAGAAAAUAAGUGAUGACCUGAUCAAGGACUGCUUAAGCAUAUUGUACAACACUUGCAUAUGUACUGAAGGAGUCACAAAACGAUUGGCAGAGAGAAACGAUUUUGUAUUGUUCCUGUUCACAUUGAUGACAAACAAAAAGACAUUUCUACAAACGGCAACACUUAUUGAAGACAUCCUAGGAGUCAAAAAGGAAAUGAUACAGCUAGAAGAUAUUCCCAAUCUUGCAAGCCUAGUAUCCAGUUUUGAUCAACAGCAACUUGCUAAUUUCUGCAGGAUUCUUGCUGUCACAAUUUCAGAGCUUGACACGGGGAGUGAUGACAAACACACGCUUCUUGCUAAAAAUGCACAGCAGAAAAAAAAUUUGGGUCCUUCUCGAGCUGAAGUUAACCAAGCUACGCUCUUGAAUAUUCCCGGCUUUGUUGAACGAUUAUGCAAGCUGGCAACAAGGAAAGUAUCAGAAACAACGGGUACUUCCAAUUUUCUCCAGGAGUUAGAGGAAUGGUACACCUGGCUGGACAAUGCACUCGUUCUUGAUGCCCUGAUGCGAGUAGCAAAUGAGGAAGCAGAGCAGAGCAGCACAGAAUCUUCAGAUGAAAGUGGAUUGGCCAACACCUCGGCAAGAACUCAGCUGCCGCAGUCCAUGAAGAUCAUGCAUGAGAUCAUGUACAAGCUGGAGGUGUUGUACGUUCUCUGUGUAUUGCUGAUGGGGAGACAGAGGAAUCAGGUUCACAAAAUGAUAGCAGAAUUCAAAUUGAUUCCCGGCCUUAAUAACCUCUUCGACAAGCUGAUCUGGAGGAAGCAUUCGGCAUCAACCCUUGUUCUGCAUGGGCAUAAUCAAAAUUGUGACUGUAGUCCAGACAUUACUUUAAAGAUACAGUUUUUGAGGCUUCUUCAAAGUUUUAGUGAUCACCACGAGAACAAGUAUCUUCUGUUAAACAGCCAAGAGCUUAACGAACUGAGUGCAAUCUCCCUCAAAGCCAACAUCCCGGAAGUAGAUGCAGUUGUCAACACAGACAGAAGUCUGGUCUGCGACGGGAAAAGGGGGCUGCUAACCAGGCUGCUGCAGGUCAUGAAGAAGGAACCGGCCGAGUCCUCGUUCAGGUUUUGGCAAGCAAGAGCAGUUGAAAGCUUUCUCCGAGGUGCCACUUCCUAUGCAGACCAGAUGUUCCUGCUAAAGAGAGGGCUCUUGGAGCAUAUUCUCUACUGCAUUGUUGACAGCGAGUGCAAGUCCCGCGAUGUGCUUCAGAGUUACUUCGACCUUCUGGGAGAACUGAUGAAAUUCAACAUUGACGCUUUCAAGAGGUUCAACAAAUACAUCAACACGGACGAGAAGUUUCAGAUCUUUUUGAACCAGAUCAACAGUUCACUGGUUGACUCAAACAUGCUGGUUCGCUGCAUUACCUUGUCUCUGGACCGAUUUGAGAACCUGUCUGAUAUUAAAGUCGCCGAAGUCUUGUCGGAGUGCCGCCUGCUGUCGUACAUGUCUCAGAUGACCAUGAGAAUGUCCUUCCUCUUCCGCCUCAUCAACAUCAUUCAUGUCCAGACGCUCACGCAGGAGAACGUCAGUUGUUUGAACACAAGCCUAGUUAUCCUAAUGCUGGCCCGGCGGAAAGACAAGCUCCCCUUCUACCUGCACACGCUGCAAGAGAUGGAAUACACCCAAAAGUACCCCGGCUUCAUCCUCAACAACUUCCAUAGUCUCCUGCGCUUCUGGCAGCAGCAUUACCUCAACAAGGACAAGGACAGCACCUGCUUAGAAAACAGCUCCUGUAUUAGUUUUACCUACUGGAAAGAGACUGUCUCUCUACUGCUCAGCCCCGACCGGACGUCCCCCUGGGCCAUAGUUAGCUACAUUGAGGAGGCGUAUAUGGACAUCGACAGAGACUUCGUGGAGGAGUGAUUCCCCAGGCUGGCUCCAACGGAGUGUCUGGCAGAUGGUGGAUUUUCAGGGAUACGCUGCAUCGUGUGUGCACCAGCUUGGAACCAUGGAUGUUAGUGCUUUAAGACCCUUCCCCCGCCGCGGCUCCUGCAGGAAAGGACUUUCUUUGGAAGCUCUCUGGGCCUGUUCAGGGAUGGAUCUUCCAAGCAUCUCGGGAUACAACUAAUCACCUGCGAACCCCGCCCCCGUGCAGUGUGCUAGCCACGCCUUCUCCCUUGGCCACAGGAGCUGCGGCUUCUCUGGCCACUCGAAUGAAGCAAGGCCCCAGGCUGUCCACAGCACGGUGCAGGCCGGGAGCGCGCUUUGCGGGGCUGGGCUGGGUGCGCGCUUGGAAUGCCUGGCUGCGGUAGCUCUGGCCACCCUGUCCCAUCCCUGUUUGGAUUGUUUGGCGCUAAAUCGGUGUGCCCCCGUCUGCGCUGGGGCGGGGUCUCUGCUCCUGCUCUCCGGUGGCGCUCUCCUGCCGGGAGUGUCCCGCAGGGCUGCCGAGCCGAGCGCAGGAGCGGGCAGGGGCUGAAAUCACAGCCAGGGCUCGGUUGGCCCAGGCAUUAACAUUAAAUGGACUGAUUUUUAAA